CCUCUCUAUCCCAGUUACUCAAAUACGCUGGGAUGUAUCUCAAACGAAACCCCCACCAUGAAGCUCCCAGCCACCCUCUUCAGCAUGCUGGCCCUGACCUCCACCACCCUAGCCCUCUCACCCCCUGCUAGGGCCGAUCCCGUCGUGGAAUGCGGCGACCUAUAGGUCAUGGUGGUCCCCGCCUCCGAUCUCCCCGAAGGCGUCUCCCCAAGCGAUGUUCACAAGUGCAAGAAUCACCCGCUUGGCCGCAAUAGACAAGUGAAGGAUGCAUCGCUGGCUCCGCUGGACGACGCCAUGAACCCCUCGAUUUUGACCACCAAUCCGGCGAUUAGCGCGGUUGAAACACGCUCAGAGACUUGCGUCCUCGAGGAACGGGCCUGCUACAAAGAUGCGCCGUAUGGGUGUUCGGGAGGUUAUUGCUGGAAGACCUGCGGAAGGCGAGUGGUGCUGGACGGCCAGGAAGGGUGGUGUUGGGCCUUGGUACACCUGUAGUAGUGAUGUUGAUUAUGGGACAACGACGUAUGCGUGUGGUAGGGGGUGUGCGAGUUGCGGGUGCGGUUGUUAAGGGCUGCUGUGGGUCGUUUUUGUAGUGUGGUGUGGUUGAUGGGUUGCAUGGUGUCAGGU
Messenger RNA from Aspergillus homomorphus CBS 101889, 624 nucleotides. RefSeq lists its product as uncharacterized. The coding region runs from base 169 to 492 and encodes 107 amino acids. The record is from RefSeq and is a predicted model, not a curated record. The transcript has a single exon. Lineage: Eukaryota; Fungi; Ascomycota; Eurotiomycetes; Eurotiales; Aspergillaceae.